Messenger RNA from Glossina fuscipes, 2308 nucleotides. It is a transcript of the gene temp, whose product is annotated as protein prenyltransferase alpha subunit repeat-containing protein 1. Gene Ontology annotation, cellular component: cytoplasm. Lineage: Eukaryota; Metazoa; Arthropoda; Insecta; Diptera; Glossinidae. The coding region runs from base 430 to 1632 and encodes 400 amino acids. Gene Ontology annotation, molecular function: protein prenyltransferase activity. The transcript has 4 exons. The record is from RefSeq and is a predicted model, not a curated record. Gene Ontology annotation, biological process: protein prenylation.
AUUUAUUUUGUGUGCUCUACUCUGGGUUAAUUAAAAUCAAUUGAAAAUGAUUAAAAUGUUUCAUAGAAUCUUCGUUUUAAUUCUAUAAAUUAACUAAACGCAUUUAUUUCCAUAAUCGAAACGUUAAUAUUGCCACCAAUUUAAACUCUAUUUGCGAAUUUUUAUUGAUUUUUAUUUUGGUGUGAAGUUACAAGUGUUUCUAAUUAUAUUUUGGUUUAGUUAGAAGUCGCCUAUGUGCCUCAAGUGAAGGAGAGUGUACACAAUAUGAAUCAAUCAGUAUCAGUAUCAAAUUUUGUGUUUUAAUUUUAGAAAAUUAAAGAAGAUAUAAAACCAAUUAAUUGGACCAAAGAUCGUUGUAGCUCACGAAUGCGCGUCUCUUAUAGUUCCUAUUAAGUUGUUAAGUACGGUAUUAACAAAUUUAGUAAAAUCAUGGAUAAUGAUACUGAUAAUGAACAAGAGGUCUUAUGCGAGAAAAUUAUAAAUGAUUUGCACGCUGUCUUUAUCAAGGAUUCUGCUGUGUCUUCUUUUGAAAUAAUCCCGACAAUGUUGAAUCGCAAUAAAUCGCCAGUUAUACACGUUGAACAUAAUUUGGGUUUAGAAUCGUGGUGUGCGAAACAUGUUUAUGAUCAUGCGCACAAUAUGUUAAUGAAUAUAAAAAAAUCGGCACAGCAACAUCAGCGUUAUUUGCAAGAGAACGAUGUGCUACUUAAGUACCUGAAUGUAGCUUUACUAAUUAAUCCUGAUGUCACUACUUUCUGGCAUCUAAGACGUCAAUUAGUGCAAAAAACUCGCCUGAAAAUGAAUCGUGAAUUAAAGUUCUCAGUUUUAGUGUUAAGUAAAAAACCGAAAUCAAGUGAAGCUUUCGCCUAUCGUCGAUGGUUAUUCUCAUUUCAAAGUGUGGAAUCGAUUGAUUGGCAUCUGGAAAUUGGCAUUUGUGAACGUUGUGCUGAUCGCAGUGCUAGCAAUUAUCAUGCCUGGUCUCAUCGUCAAUGGAUACUUCAGAACGCUCCCAGCUUAUUAUCUUCGGAAAUAAUACGUUCGGAAAAGUUUAUGCGCAAACAUAUUAGUGACUACAGUAGCUAUCAUUAUCGUCAAUUGGUAAUCUUAUACGCUUACCGCAACUGUUAUUAUGAUACGAAUGAUUUAUAUCACUUGUCUGAUUUGAAAGAAUUGCUCGCUUAUUAUCUGGUAGCUGAUGUUCAUACACCGUCGGAAAUAUUGCAAGUGAUGCUGCCGGGUAUCGAUAAUACAGCAGUGGGUGAGGAUCGCCUUAACUCUUUUUUGUAUUGUUGUAAUCUUGCUGCACAUGAUAUGCGUUUAUGCGAUGAUCAGAAAAACAUGUACGGGGAACGCGAAUCGUUUGAAUUGCAUCGUCGAGUCUGCCUGAAGUUUAUUAUCGAGCAAGAUGUCUGCCUGCUCAGCGGUCACUUACAAGGGAAAUAUUCCCCUCCAACUUCACCUAAACGACAAGAACAAUUUAAUCAAGAAUUUCGUCAAUUCAGUUACGAUGCUUACGAAUUCUUGGCAGCAGUUAAGCGAUCGGAAAGACUUUUAGGUGCUAAACAUCGAAAGUGGUGCUCGUUGUUUUUAGGUUUUCAAUACAACGAGGAUGAACCAGAAGAGAGUUUUUAAAAAAUUUUGUAGCUGUGUAAUGCUAUUCUUCAUUUAUAUUCUCAUAACUAUAAGUGCGUUAAGGUCAUACAUUUUCUAAUUGCAAUUUUGUCAGGUUUUAAAUCAAUCAAUCGUUUUCAAAAUCUAACAGAAAUGGCUUUAUUCUGUUGCAUGUUUACAAAAUCUUUGAUUUGAUCUCACUCACAUAAAACCGGGUCGAAAUAUACUUGACCCUACAAUUCAAGAGUGUGAAGUUAUAUUUAAAUUUAACUAGCAAAGACGCAAACCAAAAAAUGGGAACAGAGCUCUGUUAAGCAGUUAACAGAGCUUGUUAAAUGAAGUCUCGGAGAUAUUUAAAGCAAAAUUUAGUUAAAAUAGGACUUUUUCAGGAUUUUUUUUUUUAAUAUUAUGACAAAAAUACCACUUUAUCUUAAUUAAUUAAAAUCUAGUAUAAAAAGGUCUUUUUACUAUAUGAAAUACAAGGCUGAAAAAGUGAAAAUUUACUUAACCACUAUGACCAAACCAAGUGCUGCGAACAAAAGAAACUAAUAUCACGUGAAUCCUUGAUCAAUGGCCAUUCCAACGGUAUAUCACAUUUAUAAAGAUUCCUUGGGAAAAAUUUUUUAUGACAGUUUGAAAAUUUGUUCUAACUAAAUUUUGCUUUAAAUAUCUCCGAGACUUCAUUUAACAAAGCUUU